AUGCCGAAUCGCGCGUCCAUGGAGGUGGCGAAGACGGUGUUGGAGGUGGCCGACGUGGCCUGGACCGCCAUAGAAACCCACCACCACCACCAACACCACCACCGAGAAACGCCUCUUUUUCUGCCAUCGCCGCCGGGUAAAGAAGAUUUGGAAUUCGAAUCCUUGUGCUCCGAAAAUCAACGUCUCCGGAAUUUACUUCAACAAAAUCUGACCCUUUUUCAAAGCAUGUCCACAGAACCUUCUUUAUUACGGAAUUGCCCUCCUGAUUUGCACGAGCGUCUUUUAGCUGUUGUGAAUUCUGGAAGCUUCGUCGAUCAACUAGAGAAUCUCCGGCAGAAAUCUGUGGAGGGUGCUGCAUGCAAAUUUCCAUUCAACGAGCCCUCAGAUAAAGAUUUGAAGAAAGUGGAGACUUUGAUUAAUGUUGGUAAGGAAGAGCCGAGUUGGUGGGUUUGGGUCACCGAGGACAUGGUUCCUAGCAAUACUGAAGAGCGAAGUGGAAUUGAUAAUGAAAAUUAUGUAGUUGUGAGCGAGGAGCAAGUGGUGGAUGGGGUGGCCAAUUUCAUGGCUAGAUGCUUGGUGGCUAACCCAAAAGCUCAGAAAUUGACUCCUGAGCAGCUGCAGAAAGCCCUGACUAAAGCAUUGGGAGGCAUAAAUAAGGUGGAGAAGGCAUUAAACAUUUGGCACGCUGGGAUGAUGUUUUAUACACUGGGCAUGUGGGGACUUGCUAUAACGGGUUUGUACAAGAGUCGAGCUGCUCUGAGACUUGCUGCAAUGGGAGUGCAUACUUCGAGCAAAGCAGUACUGAAGGUCCUCUGA
Messenger RNA from Fraxinus pennsylvanica, 816 nucleotides. Lineage: Eukaryota; Viridiplantae; Streptophyta; Magnoliopsida; Lamiales; Oleaceae. The record is from the annotation of a GenBank genome assembly.